Messenger RNA from Orbilia oligospora ATCC 24927, 903 nucleotides. RefSeq lists its product as uncharacterized. Lineage: Eukaryota; Fungi; Ascomycota; Orbiliomycetes; Orbiliales; Orbiliaceae. Bases 1 to 903 code for a protein of 300 amino acids. Gene Ontology annotation, molecular function: protein binding. The transcript has 2 exons. The record is from RefSeq and is a predicted model, not a curated record.
AUGACCGCUUCCCGCAUCGCUGUCUCGACAGCCAACAAAAUCCUAGGGUCCGCGAAGUUACCAGACUUUUCCCGUAUCCUCCCUCCCGACGCCGUCUUUGCCUCGGCUCAAAAAAGCGGCUUUCUAAAAUGCAACAGAGUCGAAGCAACGACUGUACUUUCUGCGAUAUGGCAAACAACGCAGCAGAGUAUGCAGGGAAACUAUGCCCUGCAGCAGCAGCAAGCCGCGUCUGUGGCAAAUAUUUGCGCAGCCCAUAACUUCUCCCCCUCAAACUUCACCUCCCUCGCCCUCCUCCUCCAACAAUCCCCACCAACAGCUAAUACAAAAUCUCUCCCAACCGAUCUCCUCUCUCUCGCCGAACUCCUGAACGACCCACCCGCAAUCCUCAAAUCCGCAAAAUCCAAAAUCUCCUCCUCCCGAAGUAUUCCACUCCUAGAAUCCACCCAGAUCUGGAAAAAACUCUUAUAUCUAGCAAACACCUCAAAUAUCCCCGAAGCCCACGAACUAAUCGCAGAAACUUACCAAAAUGCGAAAAGUAUACAAAAGGCGCAGGAAUAUUGGACAAAGGCCGCGGAGGCAGGUAGUGGGAAAGCAUGUUUGGUGAUGGGCCGACAGGCUAUCGUAAUAGGUAAAAAGGAUGUAGCAGUUCAUGCAUUUGAAAGAGCAAAGGAAUUGGGUGAAGCAGAGGCGUAUUAUGAACUCGGGAUUUUACAGAUUAAGGAUGGUGAUGAUGGUGACAAUAAGGCAAGAAAGGGGGAAGCAGAAUAUAAUCUUUCCGUUGCGGCUGCAUCGGGUAUUGUUCGUGCCGCAGUCAAAUUGGCUGAACUGUGCAAAUCACGCAAUGACUUGGUUAUGGCCGAACAAUGGGAGAAUGUAGCGAGUGAGAUGAAAGCAAUUGAGUAA